Molecule: messenger RNA, 1352 nt
Organism: Magallana angulata
Lineage: Eukaryota; Metazoa; Mollusca; Bivalvia; Ostreida; Ostreidae
Product: lectin BRA-3-like
Exons: 6
Coding region: 423-1139 (238 amino acids)
Source: RefSeq, a predicted model, not a curated record
ACGUAGAUUUACCUUAAAUGUGCAUUUUCACCAUAUUUUAUAUGAACGAUAUAAAGUUAUAGGAAGCUUUCUUUAAAAUAUAACUGACAUAAAAUCAAUAAAUACAUAUCCUCCUUCAGUUACCUGUUACAAGUUGUAAGAUUGAGUUUGAUUUCCCUAUAUUUUAUUGAUUUCAGUUUAAGCCAUAGGCAUAAAUAUUUUAUUUCGGUGAACUUUAUAAUAAUAUCUCAGAUUUCGUAGAUAGCUAUUUUGGAAUACACGAAAGCUUUGGUCAAAAGAUAAUUAUAAUGCAAUUCUAUCUAAAUAUCUAUAUUGUAUUGUAAUCAACAAACACCUGUUACGUUUUUCGUGUUCCAAAUAAUAUAUAUAAGCAUUUCUGAAUACAUGUAAACAUAUAUGAUAUUACCAUUUAUCAUCUUGCCAUGCAGUUUUUUGAAGUUAGCUCCUUUUGCGCAAUCCUUGCACUUGUUGUCUGUUUUGAGGCAUUUGAUGCAGCACCACAAACUCAAGACGAAAUGUUGAUGAAAAACAUCUCGGACCUACAUUUCCGAUUGUUUUCAACCAUUCAAAAGAAAACAAAAAUGAUAAAGACAGCUGUCUUUGAGACUCAGUGCAGUGGGACAGGCUGUACGUUCAAUGGUUGCGAGUCUAGUGGGUCCGAAACCUGUGAUGGACAGAUGUUCACAAAGUUGAAUAAAAUAGAAUCCAGUAUCAGCAACAUUUGGAAAAGGAAGCCAAAAGUGAUCGUUUGUAAAGGAGGAUGGAAACGUUUCGAUGGACACUGCUACUAUUUAUUCAGCGCAAAAAUGAACUGGUUUCAAGGACAGAUUUUCUGCAGAAAUCAAGGGUCAACUUUUCCUCAAAUAAAUAAUGCAAAUGAGAAUAAAUGGCUCACUAAGACGUUUCCAAACGUUGAAUACUGGAUUGAUUUUACUGAUAUUGGCACGGAAGGGAAAUGGGUGACAUUUUCAACUGGUAAAAGUGAGUACACGAGUUGGAAUAGUGGACAGCCAGAUAAUGCCGGAGGUAAACAGGACUGUGCCAUCAAUAAUCACUCAAAACGACCUGGACGUUGGGACGAUGCAACAUGCAACGGAAAUUUUCAAGUUAUGUGUGAAGCAUCAGAUUCAGAGUUUUGACCACGGAAAGAUGGAAAUUUUGAGUAAACGAAAAAAGAUAUUUGGAAACUAAAAAAUACGAUGGCCUGGAUGUAAAUACGAACAACUAUGCAGAAUUCGUUAUAUUUCUUCAAAGAAAGAAAAAAAUAAAAUUAAAAGAUAAUCGAUUGGCACUUUGUCUUCAGGGACAUCGAUACAAAAACAAAAAAACAACAAAAAUAACAUUUAUCAUUA